This is a messenger RNA of Liolophura sinensis, 5327 nucleotides long. RefSeq names its product thioredoxin domain-containing protein 16-like. The record is from RefSeq and is a predicted model, not a curated record. The coding region runs from base 67 to 2757 and encodes 896 amino acids. Lineage: Eukaryota; Metazoa; Mollusca; Polyplacophora; Chitonida; Chitonidae. The transcript has 21 exons.
CAGUGAGAACCUCGUUUAACCAACAGCAGCGAGUAACUCAUUCAUGACAUUCAGGCAGCUGGCAAGAUGGUACGGUCUCUUCUGCUCGUCCUCCUCUCACUGAUAUCAUAUUCAGAAGCCGCCACGAGGACAGAUUUUAAACAUGUUGAGACGAUGAACGGGGCGCAGUUCGAAAACUUCAAGGAAUCUCCGGAUAUCCGUGUAGCGUAUUUUUACAAACGAGAGGUCCCCAGGCUACCAUCAUUUUACAGAGAGUAUGAGAGAUCAGCAGAGCUUCUCGCCACCUACCAUGUUAAGUGUGCUGUGGUAGACUGUACUCAAGGCAAAUCCACAGAGCAUUGUCAGAAGAAGAAAGGGGAACAUUUUGUCUAUGCCUUCAGGGAUGGCUAUGAGCUAUUACAGAUGGAGUUGGAGACCAUGUUUGAUGUGAACUCCAUUAUGUCCAACAUUCUACAGUUGGUGUUAUUGAGAGACGUCCCCAUUGUACAGACAGAGGAGGAGUUUGCUGAGCUGGAGAACUCGGCCAAAGGUCAACAUGACCUCAUCUUCUCCUACCACCGGGCCAUUGGCACCUAUGAACAUAGGCUUUUUAUGGAAGUUGCUUAUCUCUACCAGAGCAAGUAUAAAUUUGGAGUCACCACAGAGAAAAGCACUAUUUCAAGUCUUCCGGAUGCGAUGACUGAUUCGAGUGCUCUCUGUAUGCUUUGGGCGCUUGAUUGCAAGAAUGCCCCAAGGACAUCGCCAGAGGGGAUAACUCACUGCCCUGCUGUGAAGUUCAUUGGCAAAUUAGAAUUGGUGGAUGUGGCAUCCUUUGUUAAGUCUCUCUCAUUGCCUAAUGUGUACAAUAUUCCAGAGGAUGGGGUGACCAGUCCUUACACUGAGGUUGUGAUCCAUACCCUUUAUCUUUAUCACGACAAAGUAGGCCAGGUACAGGCCCAUACACUAGCUCAGGGCCUCGGAACCAGGUUCAGAGGAAUAGUGGGAAUCAUCACUGUGAAUGUAGAAUCACCAAACUUGCCAGAAGAGUAUACAUUUCAAGGUCCUCUACCAACAGCCAAACUGAAGCUGAAGCGAGUAAAUGAUGAUCGGUUUAUGAGUGGUGAGAUGGACAUUGUGAGCCUGGGUUACUUUGUGAGGGAUGCGCUGGAGGACUUCAUGCGCGGUGUUCGCAAGGACACCAUGACAGAGCCCACACAGCCAGUGUCUGAGAACUACGCGGCUAAGAUGGAUCAAAUUGAACAAGAGGUGAUCUCCCUUUAUUUGUCAUCACUAGUGGAACAGUUAGAUGACCAAGUGGCCAAAUCUGUACAUGACCUGAAGAAGAAAGACCUCAGACUGGAAAACAUUCCAGCCCUGACAGACAAAACCUUCCCACAAACCCUCCAGCAGAAAGACUUGGCUGUUAUUCUCUUCUAUCUGAAAGUGAACACUCCCAGUGCUGCUUUCCUUCACGCCUACGCAGAGGCUGGGGCCAGUUUUAAGUCACCUGAUGAAAGCCCAUUGGCUCGUGUUGAGUGUUUUGAUUGGACAGAUGUUUGCCAGAAGGAGAACAUUACCAUGUAUCCCACAGUGCACUUCUACAGAAAAGGACAAAGGCAGAUGGUGUAUAAUGGCCAUCUUGGAACAGACUCAAUUCUGUCUGCCAUUAAACUGUAUCAGCUGGAUGGGUUUGUGAAGCCUGUGAAUAAGGAAGAAGUGACACUGUUCAGUAAGGGUUUGUUCCCGGAGGACAUCCGCCAGUCCACACCUGUCUCAGUGCUUGGUCUCAUGAACAGUGAUACAGACAUUGAACAGUUCCAUAUGGUUGCAAUGGAGAACGCUCACCGUGCACCAUUUGGGUUGGUAACGGAAUCAACUCUGGCAAAACAAAUUGCUGCAGACUACGGAGUUACUUCCCCUGCCGUACUCCUAUUCAAAAGGAACGACCCUCUAAAGCCAGUGGAAAUUUACAAGAAGGAGAUGAUAGCAAGAAAGAUUGGAAUGUUUGUCUCAGCCGCUAGCUUGCCACUGUUUGGCCAGCUAACUCCUGCCAACAUGCCACAGGUGUACCAGCAGUUCAAACCGUUAGUGCUGGUGUUCCUGGGGCCAGGGGAUCAGGGUGUUGUUGAGGCCGUCAGUGAAGUGGCCCAGUCAGGCGAGUUCACGUGGGCCAUCUACACCUGGAUGAAUGUAUCUGGCAUGGACAACCUAGGCUCCACACUACUGUACCAUUACACGAAACAACCCAGGCUGCCUCAUAUCUGUCUCAUUAUUCGCCAUAAGUCAGAAGUGUAUAAUUUUCCUGGAGUGGAAUUCUCUAUGAAAACAAUCUCCAAAUGGCUGAGGGAGAUCCAUCAAGAGAAGGUUUCCCCUUCAAUGAACCUUCCCAGGGGCACCUGGCGUCCCAAACAUGAGGGGUAUGACUUCCUACGAAUGAUAGAUGAGGGUGUAGAUGAUCGUGUCGGGGAAGAUGACAUGGUGGGCAUUGCCAACGAGGAGGGCAUUGGUUUUGAUGCCGAUGGACAUUACAGUAUGGAGCAGGGUUUGUCUGAGGAGGACAAAGAGUUCAGCCAAUCAGUGGAUGAGUUCUACAAAGGGGACCAACCAGGUGAUGUUUCUGAGGAAGUGGACACCAUCGAGCACUCACGACUUGGUCAUCAGAAGCGUGACAAACCCAAAAUCACAGAGUCAACCACCCAGCAAGGGCCCAUAACUCAUCAAGGGCCCACAACUCCACAGAACCCAGAAGUCAAAACUCAUGAUGGUGGUGAACUGUAACACUGCACCAACAGUCCCCAACAGAUUUGGUGCUCGGUCUUCACCUUCAUGAACCAUCCAGCGAAAAUACAGCAAAAAAACAAGUUAUGAAUAAUUCAUGUUACAGUGAAAAUCCUAUUUUUAAGCAGAUAUAUUUUUAUAUAAUCUAUAUUUAUUAUUGUGUGAAACAUCUCAUUUAGACUUGGUGAAACAUGAUUGUCAUAUGUGUGGGUGUUGUGUGCUGGUUCAUCUAUACAAUUUUGCAUUCCAUGACUUUAUAUAAAUAUAUUGUGUGCACUGGUGUGAGUGAAGGUAAUAGUAAAUAGACAGUAAUAGAAAGAGAAUCUCAGUUUGUUUCACUGUGUAAAUCCUGUUUUUAUCUAUUGAUUUUUAUGAAUAUAUAUUACUGCAUAUACUGCAUAUGCACCAUCUUCACUACUGCAUGUGGGCAAUGCCAGUUUGCUGACAAUUCCACUUCUUGCUAGCAAAGUUGCCACAUGUGGACAUUGCCUCUGUUUGCUGAUAGUUCCAUUGCUUGCUAGCAAAGUUCCUGCAUGAUGAUAAUGCCUCUGUUUGCUGACUGUUCCACUGCUUGCUAGCAAAGGUUCUGCAUGUUGAGAAUGAGUCUGUUUGUUGACACUUCCACUGCUUGCUAGCAAAGUCACCACAUGUGAACAAUGCCUCUGUCUGCUGACUGUACCAUUGCUUGCUAGCAAAGUUCCCACAUGAUGAUGAUAAUGAAUCUGUUUGCCCACAGUUUCACUCAUUGUUAAGAAAGUUUCAAAUUCAGGAUGCUUACUUGUCUGAUAUCUGGAACGGCGUGAUGGAUUUCAACCACACUUUAAACUUCAUAGCUGUUGUAUACUAGCAUAUGAAAUAAUAUUGAGUAUAGUAUGGAGUAUUGAGAUGAACUAAACAAAUGAUGAUAAUGGGGAUAUAUGUUGACCAUGCCACUCUUGGUUUGCUAUGCUGCAGCAUGCUAUUUUUCCAUUUACAUCUAUCAAGUAACUUAUUGAUAUGGUUAACUAUUAGUGUCUCUAUGAACUGCAUGGUUGAUGUUACAUUUGUUUUCACUGAAAAUAAACUUUCAUUUAGACAAUUUUACAAUGCUACAUGUAGCAAUUUAUGAUUUUUUUUAAGGAUUUAAAAAUUGUUAGUUAUUAUUCAAUAAGGUUCUUAAUUAGGAAAGAUGGCUUGUUCAAUAUGGAUUUACUGAUGUUUAAUAUAUACUUGUAUAUAUGACUGCAAGGUACAUUGUAACUACUGUUACAUACAGCUAUAAGGUGCCAAUGUAACAGCUGUCCACACUGUUUGUGCUUUCUUAGAUUUUCACCAGUAACUUCUGAAUCAGUCGUUUGGUUUUAUUUUGUUUGAGGAGAUUGUCUAUUUUUUUUUUACUAGAAGUUGUUUCUUAAUUUUCCUCACAUUGUCCUACAUUUAGUUUAGAGUACUGGUAUCUUACAUGACACUGUCUCAUAAUAUUAUUGGUGCCACCAUCUUGAUUGCCAUUGCUUUCAUAUUAUUUGGUGACAUUUUUUGUUAUUAUUGAAUUGAGGGAAAAACAAUUAUAGAUAUUAUAAGCUACUUCUUUUGUUGCUUGGAUUUUGAUGGGGAUGUGUUGUCUCAUUUUAUGAAUUAUAGAUUUUAUGAAUUAAAGAUGCUUGAUUGCCAUUUUAAUUUUUUGUGUUAACAUUGUGGUGAUUGUUGACUACUAUCUGUGGUGUGAACUUUGUUAUCCUGUUGUAGGAAAUCUAAAGGAUGUUUGGCAUUUUCCAGCCUGAGGUUAAGGGACCUGUAUUAUGUUGGAGGCAUUUUAUGAAUUUAUAUCUCUUUAUGAAGUAAAAUUUUGCUCACACAUAUUUUCAUCUUGAAGCUUCACAAAAAGUAUGGUCCUAUUUGUGUAGACAUAAUUAUGUUAACAUGCUUUUAAAUGUACACCAAUGUAUACACACUGAUUUAUCUGUAUAUGUCUAUCUUUUUCCUGAUUGGCGAGAUUCUGGUCAUCUUACCUGUAUCUUUUAUGAAAGGAGAAUUUUCAUUGGGUAACAUAUGUGUCCUUAUAUCGCACUGUAAGCCAUCUUCCCAAGCAAAAGUAGAAGUUUUCUAUCUUACAAACCCAUGUGAAAAUAUUACAAGGCAAGCCUGCUGUUUUCUACUUAGAGAUGGAUUGUAAUUGUAAUUCAUUCUUAGGUGCCAUUCGGUAAACAUGUUCAAAAUCUCUGAUCCCAAAACAGUACCAGCCGUUGCCAGAAUAGCAUCACAUCUGUGCUUGUCUGUUGUUUAAAUUGUUUUGAUUUGUUCUAUUUACUGUUUGUUGUUUUGGGAAUUUUUUUUUUUUUUUUGGUUUUGUUGUUUUUGGGAAACAAUUUUAGUUAUUUGUGUGAAUCUGAUUUAGAGUGUAACCACAGCCGAUUCAGAUUACAGACUGUGAUUCUGAGACAAUGGCAUGGCAAUGGUAAAGAAAGUUAUAUAUAUAUGAGUGAAUUACUCAUUAACAUAUUGAUGAUCCGAGUCAGUGGAUAAAUGCCUUGUAUGGAAAUACGAAAACACUGUUUGUAAUGUUUUGACCAAUAAAUGAAGAUGAAGCAUCU